Molecule: messenger RNA, 1315 nt
Organism: Pieris napi
Lineage: Eukaryota; Metazoa; Arthropoda; Insecta; Lepidoptera; Pieridae
Product: cell wall protein DAN4-like
Exons: 2
Coding region: 152-1252 (366 amino acids)
Biological process (GO): regulation of transcription by RNA polymerase II
Cellular component (GO): nucleus; transcription regulator complex
Molecular function (GO): DNA binding
Source: RefSeq, a predicted model, not a curated record
AGUCUCGGAGACUAGUCGCCGCGAAGUAUCUCACAUACAUUUAUAUGGACACUCUCACAUUACGAUACUGGUAUUCUACGCGUUCGCGACUAGUCUCGCGAUACCCGCCGUGUUGGUCGCUUGUGCGUCGCGUCUCGCGCGUUUCGACAAGAUGGCGGCGGAGCAAGAAACAAAUAUUAAGUUUGUACAAGAAAUUGAAAAACAUGCUUGUUUAUAUAACUAUAAACUACCUGAAUACAUGCGAAAAAAUAUAAUAGACAAGACUUGGGCAGAAAUUGGGAACAAAUUUCAAAUAACAGGAUCAGAAGCUAAAGAAAAGUGGAAAAAUCUACGUAGUGUUUUUGUUCGCCACUUGAAACCGGCCAAAAGUGGAGCAGGUACUGCACAAAAAAAACCAUACUACUUAGCAGACUAUAUGCAAUUUACUGUACCCUUCAUAAAAACAGCAGGAAAACCAUCAGGAAAUUUGAAAGAGACGAUAGAACCACAGACACCUGAUCUUGAACUAUGUGAACAAACACAGUUCACAGAAAAUGUACCUACAAGCACUCAACCAAUCUCGCAACAGCAAUCAUCUCUUCCUUCUACUAGUACAAACACUCAACCAAUCUCGCAACAGCAAUCAUCUCUUCCUUCUACUAGUACAAGCACUCAACCAAUCUCGCAACAGCAAUCAUCUCUUCCUUCUACUAGUACAAACACUCAACCAAUCUCGCAACAGCAAUCAUCUCUUCCUUCUACUAGUACAAACACUCAACCAAUCUCGCAACAGCAAUCAUCUCUUCCUUCUACUAGUACAAGCACUCAACCAAUCUCGCAACAGCAAUUACCACCACCAUCAACAAAUAAUAAAAAAAAACGGAAGAAGCUGGAAGAAACUCAAGCCGAGCAAGACAUUUCAGCUUAUUUUAAAUUUAAACAAUCUAAAAUUCUAGAAAACUGUGACAGUACUGAAAAUUCAAACAAAAUGUUCUUACUGAGUUUACUAUCGGACGUGAACAAAAUGACUGAUAGUCAAAGAAGACUGUUUAAGAGAAGAGUGCUUGCAUUGAUAGACGAUAUAAUGGACCAAAGUAGUGAAAAUAUGAAUAGUCCCAUCACACUUUAUUCUACUCCUUCACCGAUGAGUGCUGCCGAGGUAAUAAGUACGCCAAUUACCAUAAACGAAAGUCUGAAUGUAGUACAAUCAAAUACUGCCAGUCUUUAUUAUGAAUCAAUACCUAUGUUAUUAUCACAGGAAGAUGAAGAAUAAGUAAUAAUUAUAAAGUACUUACAUAUUAAAAUUUAAUAAACAUUUAAUUACCUACAUAUGUCA